AUGGCCCCUGCCGCACAUGCCUCGCUGGCUACGGGCGUGCCUGUGUACGCGUUAGCCUGCAUCGAUGAGGACCACGUCGUCUAUGUUGGCGGUGGCGGCGCCGGCCGCUCUGGUGUUGCCAAUGUAGUGGUACGUUGUGCUGCUAACGUGCAGAGCGUUGCGCAGCUCGAGGCACAGGACGCUGUGCCGUCGAUCCGCGCCGUUGGGACACUCGCCCUGAGCUCCCAGGAGGAUGCGCCCAUGUGCGUCGAUGUCGAUGCCUCGCGCGCCCACAUUGUGUGUGGCAUCAAUGCGCCUGGAGCGCAGAUGCAGGCGGGGACGAACGACCAUGUGCGUGUGUAUACGUACGAGGCACGGGACGGGCAGGUGCGCGUGCAGCCGAAGACGGCGGCGCCGUCACUCGCUCUAAAGGACCCGGAGCACUACCAGAAGACGUGCACGCUCUCGCCAGACGGCCGGCUGCUGGCUGUCGCGAGCACCGAUGGGCAGGUGCAGCUGCACCGCUAUCCAUCGCUGGAGCCGGUAUUCUCGCCACACACGGGCGUGCUCUCGCUCGGCGAAGAGGUGUACGGCACCGACUUUUCCCACGACAGCAAGCUGCUGGCUGUGACGCUGGCAUCGCGCAUCGUCCUCCUCUCGACCACGCCACGCACAGUCGACGGCACGACGCCGUCGUUCCUCCCGCGCAUCGUGCAAACGAUCGCGCAGCCCCAAAUCGGAUCGGGCCUCCAAGGCACGUUCCGCGUGGCGCGCUUUGGCCGCGGCCCGAUCUACGAGGGCGCUCGGACGCAUGCCCUGUAUGCCCUGCUCCAUGCGCCGGCGACGAAAGGCAGCAAGGCGCGCCCUAGCUAUGUGGCCAUGUGGGACACGGAAACGUGGUCUCUGCGGAGCUCGCGCGCCGUGUCGCAGCGCCCAGCCACAGUCCUGGCUGUGAGUCCCAACGGACGCCUCCUCGCCGUGGGCGCGUCGGACUUGAACCUCACGGUCCUGCGCGCUCUUACCCUGCAGCCGCUGCUCCAGGUCCGCCACGCGCACGACUUUCCGCCGACGUGCCUGGCAUUCUCGCCACGCUCGGGCGUGCUCAUUAGCGGAAGCGCCGAUGCGACGCUGCGUAUGACUGUCCUGCCCCCCAACUUGGUGCCCUCGAACUGUAUGUGGAUAUACUGA
Molecule: messenger RNA, 1167 nt
Organism: Malassezia sympodialis ATCC 42132
Lineage: Eukaryota; Fungi; Basidiomycota; Malasseziomycetes; Malasseziales; Malasseziaceae
Gene: SEC12
Exons: 2
Coding region: 1-1167 (388 amino acids)
Biological process (GO): endoplasmic reticulum to Golgi vesicle-mediated transport
Cellular component (GO): endoplasmic reticulum membrane
Molecular function (GO): guanyl-nucleotide exchange factor activity; protein binding
Source: RefSeq, a predicted model, not a curated record